Dreissena polymorpha is the source of this 2890-nucleotide messenger RNA. Its product is annotated as CD82 antigen-like. Gene Ontology annotation, cellular component: membrane. The record is from RefSeq and is a predicted model, not a curated record. Bases 382 to 1194 code for a protein of 270 amino acids. Lineage: Eukaryota; Metazoa; Mollusca; Bivalvia; Myida; Dreissenidae. The transcript is spliced from 9 exons.
UGGUAAAUUUACCCAAGCUUAGUGGAUUAUGUUUAGUGGUUCUAUCUAAUAAACAUUUGUUUCUGGAAAAUACUGACUUAUGGAUGGACUGUAGUGGGGUUGUGUAUUUAUUAAUGAAAAUAUUUUACAUUAUUUAAGUGAUUUGGCGGUGAGGAAAACGUGUUGUUUUUUUAAAGAUUAGAGACGUUUAUCUAAUGCGUUCCGGCUUUAUACGUGAAUAUACAAAUGAUGACAGGACAUCUCAUAUUAUCUGCAAUUUCAACAAACAGGACACGUUUUGUUAGUUAAUAAUAUAUAUCAAAUUUGAUUAACCUUUAACUUUAAAGAGAAACGGACAAUUGAUUGAUUAAACUGCAGAUAGUGUACGUGAUAAUCUUAAUAAUGGCGGAAGGAAAGCUAGCAAAAUGUUCCAGAUUUCUACUGAUCAUCCUGAAUUUGGUUUUCUGGCUGAUAGGCGUGGUGUUGCUGGGAUGCGGGCUGUGGGUUGUUGCUAGUGACAGUGCCGAAAAGAAAGUCACCGAGUGGCUGCAUAUGUCAAUAGACCAGGACACUCUCAACGCUGUCGGCUACACUGCCGUCGGCAUUGGGGCGUUCAUGUUUCUGAUUGGGUUCGCCGGUUGCUGUGGAGCGAUCCGAGAGAACGCAAUAUUGCUCGGAGGGUAUAUUAUUUUCAUGGUAAUUCUUCUAUGUGGCGAGCUGGCAGCCAUUGUGUAUGUCGCAGUAGAGAGAUCGUCAAUCGAAGCUCAGCUGAAGGUUAAACUUCUUACAGAUGUCAGAAACUACACGUCAUUGUCGAACAAGACCACUGCCCUCGAUCUCCUGCAGGCAAAGGGUCGGUGCUGUGGGGUAGACAACUUCACAGAUUAUAGAGACAAUGUAUUCUUUAAAACCGAUAAACAGAAUUCAAGCGUUCCGAACAGCUGCUGCCAAUCGUACAUGCGAGGAACCAGUUCUAUCCCCGUGGACCGCGACAUGUGUCAGCUGGAGGCAAGACUGGGGCUUCUCAAUGGCUCCCAGCUCUUUACAAAGGGCUGUUUAAAUAGCAUACGAGAAUUGAUAGACGACAACAGCGCUAUAUGGAUCGGUGUGGCGUCUGGGAUUCUCGUCUUAGAGUUGAUCGGCGUGGUUCUCGCCAUAUACCUCUGUAGAAACCGCACGGACUACGACUUUGACUACGACGAGGACCAACUAUGAAGGCAUCACUUUGCGUUCCGUUCGGGAGUCAUCGGCGUGCAGUAUACAAACAUUAAAUCUAAUUAAGAAAAAACACUUAAUUUUUUAAUAAAGUUACUUUACGACGACCAGUCGUCAAAUAGGCCUACAUUUUGCGAACAUAUUUUUCAUUUAAUGCAAAAAUAUAUAAACAGAAAAUGAUUUACAAAUAUAGAUAUAUAAUGUAUUUAGGUAUAUAAAAAUUGUCAUUUUUAAACGAAUUUCGCUUUUGAACAAAUAUAAUGAUUUCUUCUUAAAGAUACCAUAAAAAAAUAUUUGAGAACAGUAUAAUUUUUGUUUCGAGCAAAUGUGGCUAAAAGUUGGUUGCUGGGCACGUCGACCAUGCGUGGCGCGUUCCCAUCUUUGAAACGUCUAGUUAUUGAAUAGUUAUGUACACCUAUUUAAAUUAUUGUAUUUAUAUCGCUAAAAAAUAAAUGUACCAUUAAGAAUUAUCAUGCAAUACAAUUGAUAAUGAAGAUGGUCAAGAUUUAUUUCAGGCGUUAUGAAAAAAAUGACGUUUGAAUAAAUAUAUUUCAUCAGAUCAUGAAACAAUACUAUUUUUGCUCGAAAAAAGAAACUUUGACAGUUUUAAUGUAGAUUUAUUUCAAUGUUAAGUAGAUUUAAUAUACAUCUUAUGUUGUCUGUAUUAGUUUGUUUUAUUAAUAUAGCGUGUUAAUGUGUCGUUUUGUAAAGUGGAAGAGUUGCUAACAUUGAUCUGUUGCGCCACAACUGCGUCCCUUGCUUGAAGAUCAAGGUCAGAAUGUGAGAACCAAAAUGAAGAUUGCAAUGACUUCGCCAUGUAUACUGAAAUAUUAAACUAGACUUGCUAGAUGAUAUAUCUCGUGAGAAGGUGUACUGUGCGCAACACUUGAACCAAUUGCUCGAUCAAAAUUGGAGAUCACGCCGAGAACUUGGAACUGCCAUAUACCAUAUAAACAGCUUGUAUUUUUGUUAUAUUAGACUGUAUCAGUCUGUUUUAAACUCACGUUCAAAAGAUGUUUACCAUAUUUUGACGAUCUCUUGAUUGUAGGUCAAUGCCACACGUAGAGGUAGAAUUCUAAAUAUGUUCCAUAUCUUUUUCUGACCAUAAUGUAUCAGUACUUUAUAAAAUACGCCUACCUUAAAACAAAUGAUCGUCGUGUGAAAUGGCCUAACCAGAGCAUCCUUACUUGAUAGUUAAGAGGUCAUAUUUACGAUGUCACUCAGGGUUUAAUGUUCAUUAUGAGCACAUUACCAAUGUAUAUUCUGUGGGCCAUUUGAUUGACUUCAUAGACUAGUGUGUAAUGUACGGCAAUUUUUCAAAUAGAGUGAUUAUAUUGAUAAACUACCAUGAUAUUUAUUUGAAGAAGUUGAUGUUAUGAUCUUGAUUUGUUAAAUAUCAUGCAUAUAUUGUCGAUUGAUUAAAUUCCUGUUUCAUUAAGAAACAUUGCAGUUAUAAGUAAUCAUUUAAUAUUGUAUCUAUAUAUGAUUAUAAAGAUAAAAUUCAUUAAUUCUACUUAAAAAUUAUAAAGGACGUCUACAUAUCUCCGCAUCUGAAUUUGAAUCAGGAUGUUUUACACAAUUUACGGAUUUGCAUGUAUCACUCGUGCUGUGAAAAUGUAAUUAUUUCACUAUAAAGUAUGUUUCAGACAUAUCCACAUUAUGGCGGAAACAAUCUUUACCACAAUAUCGUCGGCAU